GUCGUGACCCCGGAAGUGCUGCAGCGCGGGGAGCCAGUCAGGGGAGAGGCGGCAGCCAGUCGGAGGCAGCGCGGAGGACAUGGCAGGAUAGGCGGCCGGAGCGCCGCUGAUUGGUUUGGGCCCACAUAAUCCGAAAAAGAAGCAAGAUCUUGAUAAGCUCUAUGACUUGAAGGCUAAAGCUCAACAGAUUAUGAACCAAUUUGGUCCAUCUACCUUGAUCAAUUUAUCCAACUUCUCUUCAAUCAAACCAGAGCCAGCCAGUACUCCUCCACAGAGCUCCAUGGCAAACAAUACCACUGUGACAAAAAUGCCAGGGACCCCUAGCAGUGGGGGACGCCUCAGCCCUGAAAGCAACCAGAUCCUAACCAAGAAGAAGUUGCAGGAUCUUGUCAGAGAGGUAGAUCCAAAUGAGCAACUGGAUGAGGACGUGGAAGAGACGCUGCUGCAGAUUGCCGACGACUUCAUUGAAAGUGUGGUGACGGCUGCCUGCCAGCUUGCACGGCAUCGCAAGUCCAACACAUUAGAAGUGAAAGAUGUCCAGUUGCAUCUUGAACGUCAGUGGAAUAUGUGGAUCCCAGGGUUUGGUUCUGAAGAAAUCAGGCCUUAUAAAAAAGCCUGCACUACAGAAGCUCACAAACAGAGGAUGGCACUGAUUCGUAAAACAACCAAGAAAUAAUGCCUAGGAGCAGCAGGGAAAUAAAAAUGGCUCUUUUGGAAAAAAUCUGCCUCUUAAGCUGCAAAACAUCCAUGACGUCAUCUAUGGGAUUGUUUUCAAUGCUUUACAGAGAAGCAUAAAUUUUAAUGCAGCAACAUUUACUUUCAGGGCAGCUCUGCCAAACCGCUGCCUUCCCCCUGCAUCAGUUUUCCACGAGAACACAACGUAUCUUGAAACACAGACUUUAUUUUCUGCCUUCAAAGUGAUUUAUGGUGUAAGUGAUUGUCCGAGAGACAAGAAUAUUUUGGUAUUUUGGGGAACAGUAUUAGCAACAGCCAUAGAUGUUUUUCAUUUCCAUUUUACUCUUUGUAAUGUUGCUGUUUAUAGAUAUUUGGAUAUGUUUUACAAGUGAAGAAAUUGACUUAAAAGCUUGAUCACAGUAUUGACACAAGCUGCAAAGAGCAUCAGGCUGGCACCAGAGUUAUGAAACAUUCAAAGCAAACAUCUUUUUUCCCUUUCCUUUUCAGCCAUCAACAUGUAGCAGGGAAAAGUUGAAUUCUUUUUGUUUUGUGGGCCAUCUUAGCUCGAACGAUGCAAUAGAAAGCCACUGGAGCGAGGGCCAGGGAAGAAGUUCUGUGGGGAUGGUGGAUCAGCUGGAAAGUAUUGAUGCAGUUCCUAAUACAGAGGGACCUUUUCAAGCAGCUGUUGCUUAAUAGCUAAGGAGUGGGGGAGCCCUGCCCUCAGCACCCUGGGGUGGUAGCUAUCAGUGGCUGGGGUUACACAAUGUGUGACUUCUUUAUCUCUCCUGUUGCUGGGUGGAAAACGUUCUUCACAAGAGUCACUAGCCAUCUGCUUCAGAGAGUGUUGUAAAAUACAUUCACUUGAACUUAAACAUCAGAUUAAAUUGGUGCAAAAGCGA
Molecule: messenger RNA, 1574 nt
Organism: Varanus komodoensis (Komodo dragon)
Lineage: Eukaryota; Metazoa; Chordata; Lepidosauria; Squamata; Varanidae
Gene: TAF12
Product: TATA-box binding protein associated factor 12
Exons: 6
Coding region: 191-676 (161 amino acids)
Biological process (GO): RNA polymerase II preinitiation complex assembly; DNA-templated transcription initiation
Cellular component (GO): SLIK (SAGA-like) complex; transcription factor TFIID complex; SAGA complex
Molecular function (GO): TBP-class protein binding; protein heterodimerization activity; DNA binding
Source: RefSeq, a predicted model, not a curated record